AGUUCAGAGUUGGCAGACCGCAGCUCUGGGCCAUCCGGCAAGCCGAAGGUGCCGCUCGAGUUCAAGGACUUCGAGCCGCCACCUGACAAAAACUGCCGGACCAUUCUCUAUUAAAGUUUCUUCUUCAUCCUUCGUAGGAUUGCUGUUGCAUAUAUUGCCCGAGAGCUGUGUCAGGAGCAGGACAUCCACUUCAUGGGUGGCUUGGUUGAAGAUUGGGCAAGCUGCCUUGCCAGGGAUGGUGUGCACCCGAGCCGCCACGGAAACCGGCUGUUGGCAGACUACUUCUACAGGGAGGCCCGCAUCCUGGCUGCCACUGUGGAGAGGGGCCGAAUCCUGCACAACUACAAGGACAGGCAGGCGCCAUCUUCCUGGAGUGGCUGGGCAGAACCACCUGCAGCACCUGCCUUAAGCAGUGCCGACUUUCCUCCCCUUGAAGCUAACUUUAUUUCUCCUGCAGCAAGCAAGCCAUCGUGGGUGAAGCCAAGAACACCGGCGCAGGUGACCAGCCGUGCUUCCUUGCAGGCGUGCAACACCGACCAGCUUCCUUGUGCCCUUCAGGGUCCUGGCUUUGCUCUCGUUGGCGGUGUUCGCGUUCGCCGCAAGGGCAGCAAGACCUGGUGCACCUGGGACAGCCUGCCUUCACCCAUGACCCAUGGUUCAAGGGUACCGAGAAGGGGAAAGGCUGAGGUGAGGCUUCAAGGCCAUGUUCCUUCUGCUAAGCCAGUGAGCCUCAGCCGAGGUGCUAGCACCACUUGUUCCAGGGUCAUGGGAGGAGUCAUACAGGCAAGUCCUUCUCCUCACUUAUCCACAGAGAGCGUGGCUGAGGCAGGACACAAUUCCCAUGGUGUGAGGAAUGAAAACCCACCACUUUAAGGUGCCAUGAAAGAGCAGCUGCUGCUUCAAUCUUCAAGAGGUCUGCCAAAUACAGCUAUGCAUUUGCACUGAGAAAAUGUUACUUAGCUCUUUCAGAUUGUUCAAAUAAAGUGGUUUAUCAACAGAAC
Molecule: messenger RNA, 1001 nt
Organism: Dermacentor andersoni
Lineage: Eukaryota; Metazoa; Arthropoda; Arachnida; Ixodida; Ixodidae
Source: RefSeq, a predicted model, not a curated record